CUUAAACUGUUACUGUGAUUUGUUUUAUCUUUAUCUCUGCGAAUGGUUGAUAGAACAUUUCCCAGAUAUACAUGUGUUUCAUAGAAACUACGUACAUUCCCAGUUCAUGGGUCGCUGAUAAACUGAUGAUACGAGUAACAUAUAGUGUGUCCCGUCUGCGAAUUGGAUAUUAUUCCACAAACGCAAUCCAGUUGGCACACAACUGAAAAGUGUAACAAAACAACAGAGGAUAAUAAAUUAAUAAUUUAAACGUAGAUCACAAUUUAAAAUAGAAACAGUGACAAUUGACUGGGUUAAUAUAAGGACGAUGUUAGCGUGUUACUUACCGUAGAGAAUUCGCAAUGAUAAUGAGAAGGAAAACCUAAGGUUUAAAUGUGUUGUGAUCAAAACAUGCUGUGUGUACCUACUAGCGUUACUGUGCUCGUAUACGUUAUCGAUGGACCACGCGCCGUAUUACACUUGAUAAUACAAUUAGUGGGUGAAUCUAGUGACUGUUAACAACAACUCUUAAAACAAUAGCGUCAAAACAACCAGACAUGUCUGUGUGGUGCGACAGUGCUCGGACUACCCGACGAAGACGACGGCUGUGGUGUGUGUUUGCGUGUUUGUGUGUUCUCUCGUUUGUUUCACCCUGUACACUGAACAUAAACCCUCCCAAUAACAUCUACUUAGCUCAUGGGAAAAACCUGAACAUUUCGUGUACUUCCAACUGCAAUCUCCCUUCGGAAGAUCUGCAAUUUACAAUCGGAUCUCAAAUUCUACCGUCGAGGAUCAUAGACAAUAACAUAAUACAAUUAUACGUCAUGCGGCCUGACGUAGGACGUAAAGUUUAUAUUUGCUCGUCGAAGAGUAAGAAAAGUUCACCUGUAAUGAAUAUAGUAUAUGUGGGACCACCACCUCACAAAAUAACUGACUUCAAUUGCAUAGUUGAUAAUUUCCAAAGUAUCGAUUGUACCUGGUCUAAACCCAGGAGCGAUGAUACUCCGACGGAAUACCAAUUGACUUAUGCUAUGAAUGGGGCAGUUUCAGAGAAAUGUAACUUGAAAGAUUGUGCCAAACAUACAAAAAUGUGUUGCCAUUUAGAUUACUUUACCAUCCCUACCUAUAAGCCUAUCUUACAUACAUAUGACUUUCAUCUCAAAGCGACAAAUGAACUUGGUGUUAACGAACAAUUUUUUUCUUUCAAUAAUUACUCUAUUGUAAAGCCGAAACCCGUGUAUAACUUGAUUGUAUCAAAUAUUAGUUCCCGUGCUGUUGAACUGAAUUGGCAAAUUGAUGAUGUUUUAAGAGAACACACAUUUCCAUACACUGGUCUCGUUUAUAGAAUAGAAUAUCAAAUACCUACUAUAAAUGACUCAUACAGGAACGUUCUGGAAGUAACUAUGUUUACAAAAAAUAAUAACAUUACGUACAACUUGGAUCAACUUCCUUAUGCGCACAUGAUAUAUAAAGUACAAAUAUUAGUAAAGAUCGCGCACGAAAGUAAUAAUUUCUGGUCAAAACCUUGUGAGUUACAAUUCGAAACGGCAGGUGAGAGGCCCCCGCGACCGCCUGACCUGCCUCCUGGAGCAUUCGAUCACAGCAACUAUCAGGGUAUGACGAGGCGUAUAGUAUACGCUUACUGGAAACAACUUGAAAAAUACGAGGAAUUCGGUGCAAACUUCACAUAUCACUUAUACAUUACAACUCCUGUUGUGCGUUUAUCAAUGGCAUCGCAUCGACAUAAUCGUGGCUAUUUCCAAUUCGAAAGCAAAUCUGAAGAUCCAAUAAAUCUUACAAUAUGGUCCAAAAAUGCAGAGGGGUUUUCUGUUAACAGCAGUAACAUGUUUAUACCGGCAUAUGAAGACACAGUUGAUCUACGAGUUUUAUCGUUUACUAUACAUUCAUAUGAAAAUGGAACCUACCUACUGAUGUGGAAGAAUUCAAACAAAGUCGAUAAUUAUACAAUUUUUUGGUGUACACAGCACACCUCAAAAAUCUGCAAAGAUGGUAUUGAAUACGAAAUAAUAGACUCUAGAAUCAAAAAAUAUACUAAAACGUUACCAAAUAACGCUAACUAUCAAUUUGCACUAUCAGCUAAUGUAGGUAUCAAAUCCAGUGGGAUGGUGUGGCCUAAAGCAGAAUGUGCAAUAUCACAAGAUACAAUAGCGAUGAGUGAUAUUAAGAUAACGUUAAAAUAUUUGAACAUUAACAGUAAAACAGUUAAGCUAUUUUGGUCCCUAGACUGCAUAUAUGACGGUAUUAUAACUGGCUACAAUAUAAGUUACUAUUUUGAAGACUAUGAAUGCACAGGGCUUAUUUUGCGAAAAUUUGUUUAUAUAAGUGAUGCUAAUCAGUGGUAUGUUGUUAUAAAUGAUUUGCAUCCUUCUACAAGAUACCAUGUUGAAAUAAAUGUAGACACAAACUUAGGUUUAAAAAAAUAUGGUCAUAAUACAUCUUUUGUGACUUUAGAAGACACUCCAUCGGCGCCAAGAAACUUUAGGAUACAUGAUAUACAAAACGAAUCUCUGACAAUAUCAAUAGAACCUCCGCGACCAUUAAACGCCAACGUCAAACAUAUUAAAUAUGUGGUAUACAAUAACGGUGAAGAAAUUCACAGGGUACAAGCACAAAAAAAUAAUUCAAACGAUUAUGAACAAAUAACAGUAGGCAAUCUUCGUAGUUUUACAAACUACUCUUUAUCAGUCAAAGCUUACAACAAACACAUUGGUGUGUAUUCAGAUCCAACAAAUUCUCUUUUUGUGAGGACCAGGAUCGGAUGUCCUAGCAAACCCAUGCACGUGGGUUAUAAAUACGGUGUUAUUACUUGGGAACCACCAAAAUAUCCAGGAGGUUACGUGGAUCAGUAUCUUGUUGGAAUUAUUACAGAGACUGGAGAAGAAAUAGUGCAGCAGUUCAAUGGCACUGUAUCAGAAUAUUACGUGACAUUGUGUAAAAGCGAAUCGAAAGGCUCAGUGAAAUAUCGUGUGAGAGCGGAAAAUGUCGAUAUCGACGUACACCACGGAGCCUUGGCAUUUUCAGACCAUGUUACUUUGCCGGUGAGACAUAAUAAUGAAAGGCUUUUAUUUACCGGCGAAUAUAGAUCUGAAGUUGUUAAUUGUGGAAACGAUGAUAAUUUAUUUCAAUUAUUAUCUAUUAUAUUUGCGGGAUUUCUAAGUUUAUUUAUAAUAUACGGAUCUUUAAAACUGUAUCGUAAAUAUAAGGAUAUGGCUGAUAUAGAUAAACCAAAACUUCCAUUAGGUAUACGUCUAUCAGAACAACGAAUGGUUGUUAAAACCGAUAAUAUUUUAAUAACAAUGGAUUUGAAAAUUCCUAACAAAGAAGUAUCGUCUAAUGUUCAAGCACGUAAUGAUGAGGAAAGCAAUUUAUGUCAUAAGGAAGAAGAUGAAUUAGUAAACAAGUUUGAAGGAAUUAUUCCAACUUUUCAAGUUAAUCUCAUCUCUGACAAUGCUAAUAUUCACAAGCAAGUUUCAGCAAGUGCAUAUACAGAAAAUGAAAAUAAUUUACCAAGUCGAACGUCGGAUAUAGUAGACUUUUUAAUGCCAGCAGGAAAUGGUUAUGUGUCUGCAACAAAUGUGACGACUGUAGCUGAACCAUCAGGUUAUGUGCAAGCAAUGCCAUCAAUAUCCACUAGUAGCAUUUUGUCUAAUGGGACAAUAAAACAACCCAGUUCAUCCGAUUAUGUCCAUCAUAGCGUGAUUAACAACGUUCCACUAGACUCCGACAACAAAAGCCAUCUAUUCUUACGAGAUGACCAAAACAAUGAAAACUAUAAUCCAGAUACAAUGUUACAAAAUGGUAGUACGGAAAAAGCUGACUUAAAGCCAGCAUCAAAUGGCUAUGUGUCUUUAACAAAUGUGACAGAUAAAACUCAUACCCCAAUGAAACCAAUAACAACUGCAUCUGAAGCAUCAGGUUAUGUACAAGCCAUGCCAUCAAUAUCCAGUAGCAGAUUGUCUAAUCAUGCAAUAAAACAACCCUGUUCAUCAGAAUAUGACCAUCAUACUAAAUCGAGUUCUGACAACAGACGCAAUUUGAUCUUACAAGAUGAUAAAGACACCGAAAGUUAUCACUCAGAUGUGUCAUUACCAUGUCUAAGUAAGGGGGAGGUCAACUUAUUAAAGCCAACAUCAAAUGGUUAUGUGUCUUCAGACAAUGUUUUGAAUAAACUUAUAAAUAUUUUAGAUAGUGAACACCCUAAUAAUGUUGAGAACAGACCUUCCAAAGACUAUACUCAAUUCUCAUUGCAGAUGGGAUGAUAAAUUAGAUUUGUAAAAUCAUAUUACAACCAUUAUAAUCUUGAUGUACUCAUAGUUUCUCUUAUACCAAUUUUGUUAAUUAAUUUCUAGUUCAAAUGUACUCAAGAUUUACUUUUAUACCAAUUUCGUUAAUUUGCAAAUUCUAUUGUACUCAUAGUUUCUAUAAUAUUAAUUUUAUUAUACUAUAAUUCAAAUGUUUUCAAGUACCGAUUUUGCUAAUGAAUAGUUAAUUUACCUUGUCUUAUAGUUUUAAUUUUGUUAUCAACAUUUUUUAUUUAUUUAGUUAAAUUUUAUUUUUAAGAAGAUAUGAAUUAUUUUUAAAACACCUACUUUAAGUGCUACUAACACCAAUGGAACUCUUUGUUUUCCGAAGUAAAUAAAUAAAUUAUUAUUAUUAUUAUAAAGUUUUGUAAUGAUUCAAUGCAUUACAUGGCAUAAGUGUUGUUAUAUGGGUAUAUGCUGUAAUGUAAUAUGGUUUGCAUGUUACUGUUUUGAACCUGACAUAAGGGGAUUAGAUUAACUUUACACAUUCAUACAAAGUCAUGUCCGUAUCUAGGGUGGGCAGAGCCAUAACUCGUGAGUUUCCCCAGUGGGGUAAGCAGAAGUGUAUAGCAUAUGUAUGUAUACACCCAGUCCUCACUAGCUAUGUUUUUAAGUCCUAUGUAAAACAUGUAACAAGGGCGAGCCUAUUGCCAUUAACUAGGCACAAAAUUUCCUGGUCAAAAUUAUAAGUUUGCAGUCAUAUUUGCAUCAUAGAUAAUUAGAUCCUAUCAUGAAUUCAUAAAGUCGAAUUCAGUGGUUAAGACAUUAUAAAUACCAUUGCAUUAUUUAAAUAGUAUUUCUACAACAUAAUAUUUAUUAUUUUACAUAUAAGGCUUCCUUCUAAAACAUUAAUUUAAUCAGAGGUGUGAUAGUAUAAGAUAAAAUAUGAAUAGUACAAGCUGUAGUUUUGCUAUGUUUAAUAUUAAUUGAGUCCAUACCAAAAACCUAAGUUUAAAAAUAUUGUAAAUAAAAUAUUAUUUUUUUAUAUAUUAUAUAUUUAAUUGAGUAAAUAAACUAUUUACUAAUAAAUCAUGUUAUGUCAACAUUGUUCUCACAAGAAACAGUGUAAAGGGCUGAGAAUCUACAUAUAGUACAUAUAGUAUAUAAUGUCAAGAAUUUAAAAUUUAAAAUGAAUGCAGAUCACAUGUUGUCAAAGAGCAUGUAAUCACUAUAUGUAACUGCUGCUGUUCUAUGAGAUACACAGACAGUAUUGCAAUUUUUCAGAAUUUAUUUUAUAGACUGCUAUGUAAUCAGAUAGGUACAGCAAAAAAAUGUUUUAUGAACUACUAAAACUAAAUACUAAAGAGGCUUUAAUUCGUUUUUUAAGAUUUUGUGAAUAGAAAAUAAAUAUAAAAUGAAAAAACAAAA
Pectinophora gossypiella (pink bollworm) is the source of this 5669-nucleotide messenger RNA. RefSeq names its product cytokine receptor-like. Gene Ontology annotation, cellular component: external side of plasma membrane. The transcript has a single exon. Gene Ontology annotation, molecular function: cytokine receptor activity; protein binding. Gene Ontology annotation, biological process: cytokine-mediated signaling pathway. Bases 537 to 4259 code for a protein of 1240 amino acids. Lineage: Eukaryota; Metazoa; Arthropoda; Insecta; Lepidoptera; Gelechiidae. The record is from RefSeq and is a predicted model, not a curated record.